Molecule: messenger RNA, 480 nt
Organism: Saxophila tyrrhenica
Lineage: Eukaryota; Fungi; Ascomycota; Dothideomycetes; Mycosphaerellales; Extremaceae
Exons: 2
Coding region: 1-480 (159 amino acids)
Source: RefSeq, a predicted model, not a curated record
AUGGCCUCCCUCCGUGACCAACUUGUCGGCGCCUGGGAGCUCAUAUCCUACACGGCGUACAGGCCCGACGACAAGUCCGAUUUCAUCCACCCUAUGGGCCCCAAAGCCCAAGGCAUCAUCAUGUACACACCUGAUGGCUACAUGUCCGCACAGCUCCAAACUCCCGGCCUCACCAAAGGAGCCAGUUGGGAGGAUGUCGGCAAGAACUACAUCGCCUACACCGGGCACUUCUGGCUCGAUGAAGAGGGCGACUCUCACGGACCACUGCUCGUGCACCACAUGCGGAAUUCGAACCUGCCAUAUAUCGUCGGAGAUCGCCAACGUCGUUUGGUCCAGAUCAAAGAUGAGGAAGGCGGACGGUUCCUGAUCUUGAGCACGGCGGAUCCGAUCAAGAUGGGUGAUGUGGGGAGGAUUCCGUUGGUCAGGUGGAGGCGGUUGGAGGAGAAUCGGGCGACGAGGGAGCCGGCCAAGUUGUCUUGA